AAGGCCUUGGAGGCAGGAUGGAAAAGACAGUAAUUACAUAAGAGCACUUGGCGAGCAUCUGGCUGGAGUCAGCUGGGCCCUGCCGGCCCUCCCUCCCGCGCUGCUAACCAGGAGCAGCUGAGGAUACAGGAUACAGAUAACUCAGCGUGGGACCCCUGCAGAGGGGAGCGGAGGUCACCAUGGACAUAACCUACCUGCGCACAUCCCUGACCUUCCUUUUUCUCCCUCUUGUUGUGUUUGGGGCACCCGCUGAUGAACCCAACCUCACAGAACCAGGCCCUGGUGCUUGCAAGCGCUGUUGUGACUCACUGGACUCUUCCACAGAUACCCCACCAGUCCCUCCCAGCCACCACCACUUUCCCUACCCAGUGCCAGAGGUCCGUCCCUAUAUCAACAUCACCAUUCUGAAGGGAGAGAAAGGAGAUCGGGGAGAGCCUGGGAUGCCAGGGAAAUGGGGCAAAGAAGGACCACGAGGCGAGCGGGGCGCCCAGGGCCAGAAAGGCAGUAAAGGACAGAUGGGCACAGCGGGAGACCCCUGCAAGCAUCAGUACGCUGCAUUCUCUGUCGGUCGCAAGAAAGCGCUGCACAGCAGCGAGGGCUUCCAGGUCUUGAUCUUUGACACUGUCUUUGUCAACCUCUACAGCCACUUCGACAUGUUCAAUGGCAAGUUCUACUGCUCGGUGGGUGGACUUUACUAUUUCAGCCUCAAUGUCCACACCUGGAACUUCAAGGAGACCUACAUGCACAUCAUGCACAACGAAGAAGAGGCGGUCAUCCUGUAUGCCCAACCCAGUGACCGCAGCAUCAUGCAGAGCCAGAGCCUCAUGCUGGAGCUCCAGGAAAAUGAUGAGAUCUGGGUGAGGCUCUACAAGCGGGAGCGGGAGAAUGCCAUUUACAGUGAUGAUGUUGAUGUGUACAUCACCUUCAGCGGGUACUUGGUCAAGCCCAGCAUUGAAUAACUGCCUCUCAUCUUCCUUGGGGCCUCUUAGGCCUUUUCCUUUUUCCUCUCUCUCUCUCUCUUUCUGUCUCAAUCUUUCUCUCUCUUUACUGCCCGUAACCACUGCAAAUCACUUGGAAAUGGGCCUGUCAAAUCUCAGGCACUGAGUGUGAAACUUGUCAUGCUGGCUCCCACCUCACGUUCUCUUGUAGCCAGGCCUGUAUCUGUCCACUUUCCAUCAUGGCACUACCACCUCUUGCCCCUCACCUCAUAACCCCACCUUAGGUUAUUGGCUUCUUCUCAAUCCGCCAGCAAGCUCCCUCUGGCAUUUAGGCUUCUAGAGCAAGAGGAAAGCUAAAAUGCUGCUCCCGGGCCUGUGUCUCUCUUUGGGGCUUCAUACAUAAAGGUCUCCUGUGGAAAGGACUAGAAAGUCCCCACUGCCAAGGUACAUCCUGGCUCCUCUCCAUCCUAACUAGACAUACCA
Messenger RNA from Poecile atricapillus (Black-capped chickadee), 1421 nucleotides. Its product is annotated as complement C1q tumor necrosis factor-related protein 6-like. Gene Ontology annotation, molecular function: protein binding. The record is from RefSeq and is a predicted model, not a curated record. NCBI's taxonomy places the organism in Eukaryota, Metazoa, Chordata, Aves, Passeriformes, Paridae. The transcript has 3 exons. The coding region runs from base 180 to 959 and encodes 259 amino acids.